Chrysemys picta bellii (western painted turtle) is the source of this 2577-nucleotide messenger RNA. NCBI's taxonomy places the organism in Eukaryota, Metazoa, Chordata, Testudines, Emydidae. The record is from RefSeq and is a predicted model, not a curated record.
AUGUAUAAAUUCAUGUGUGAUCCAGAGGAAUUGAAUUAUUCUGACCAAGACAUAUUGGGUCAAGCCUUUGAAGAUGCCUUAGAGGUGUUACAGCAACAUUCUGAUGGUGAGAUUCAGUAUUCACCAGAUUAUAAAAAUUGCCCGACCUUAAUCAACCACCAUCCUCACCUCAGAGCAAGUCCAAACUACUCUGCAGCACCACCUACAGAGGAACCAGUAUACAACUGGAGAAAUGUAAUAAAUAGUGCAACAGAUUUAUAUUCUGAAGGAACUGUUUACCACACUCUGUCGAAUAUUCCAGAAAACCAAGUGAUGCAUACUACUGCUAGCCAGCAAAAAGGAGGGAAAGGGAGAAAAAAGCUUCGCCUGUUUGAAUAUCUUCAUGAGUCUCUGUGUGACCCAGAUAUGGCAAACUGCAUCCAGUGGGUGGAUAAACCCCAUGGUGUCUUCCAGUUUGUUUCCAAAAACAAGGAGAAACUUGCAGAGCUGUGGGGAGAAAGAAAGGGAAACCGCAAGGUCAUGACAUACCAGAAAAUGGCCAGAGCAUUGAGGAACUAUGGAAGAACAGGGGAAAUCAUUAAAAUACGAAGGAAGCUGACAUAUCAGUUCAGUGCAGCUGUUUUACAAAGACUCUCCCCGUCUUACUUCCUGGGAAAAGAAACAGUUUAUUGUCAGUAUCUUCAGUACAAUCAAGAAUACCAGUGUUCAGACGACUGGAUCACUUAUAAUAAUUACAUGUAUAACAAUGACCAUGAGCUGCAGCAUGCUAACGGCUAAACACAUCAUAUUAAUUUGUCUUUUUAAGAGUUAGAAAUAUGUUAAAGCUCACAACUCUUCUCUCAAUAUAUAUUUUUCUUUUAAAAUGUAACAAACACACACACACACCACGGGUGUGAUUAUCAGAAAAGAAAGGUUCAGUGCUGGCCUAAUUUUGCGCCCAUUGCAGGGAAUGAAAAACUUUCAUUGACUGUACAAGCAGAAGUUGUUAGGUCAGAUUCUGAUCUCUAUUAUAUCAAUUAGAGGAGUUACUCCAGGUUCAUACCUCUGUAACCAAGAUCAGAAUUUGGCCUGUUGUCUGUUUGACAUCACAGGCCAUAUCCUGACAUUGAUCCUCGUGCGACUCUCACUGACUUUACUGGCACUUCUGUGCAUGGAAAAAUGGCAGGGUAUGGCCCUGAGUUCAUAUGUACCUAUACUCCACUACUCAGACUUGCUUUCAGAUGGAUGCACAUGAAAUACGAGUUAGAGGGUGUUCAACUGCCUGCCGCUAGUGCUAGCUUUAUUAACCAAUACUUCUCAUUAGUGACAUUUUCUAAGUAAAUACCAUGCUGCAUUUGUGCACCUACAUGACAUGGAAGCUGGGACCUGCGAAUGCUGGUGAAGGUACUAAUCCUUAAGCAUUUGAGUUAACUCCUUGAUAUACAGAGUCAGGAUAUCCAGGCACCCAUUUCAUUGCUGACAGUGACACUCACUGGGAGAGCUACCAUACCAGGAAGGGGGUCAUCAAGGAUUAAACUUUUUAAAAUUUAUUUACAGUUCUUUUGCUCCUAAUUCUAGAAGUUGCAUUUUUAAAGGGACAGCAAUUUUGUAUUCAGUUGUAAAUAACAAAUCUAUUUUUUACAUUCUCUUAAGUAGUUAUAACUUACAUGUUUAAAAUACCACUGUGCGUCUCCACUCAGCAGCCUCACACUUUAUUAGUGUAGAGGAAAUUAAAUUUAGAUAGACACAGAAUCCAUGCACUCAAUGCAAAGUUAGUGCAAGUUAUAUUACUUUACCAUUUACACCUGUUUGCUGACCAACUUACACCAUCAUUUAUGUCACUGCAGGUUUUGUCCCAGAUAGAUACAUGGGAUCUGUACCCAGUCCCACAAGGCCUUGAUUUGCCCAUGGUAACUAUAAACACAAAUACGUAUGGAGAAAAAACUGGUUUGUAUAGGGCAUUAAUAAUGUUGACCUGACCUGUCUGACAUUAACAUGAAAUCAUGAGAAAGUAGCUCCAGGUAGAAGAAUCUAGAUGGGUAUGAAAAUAACAGGCUUGAUUCUGAUCUCACACUGAUUUUUACCCCAGAGUAACUCAAAUGACUUUGAUAGUUAAUCCUGAUUUACACCAAUGUAGGUAAGAUCAAAAUCAGGCCCUACAUAUUGUUUAUUAAUAUUGGGGGUGGUAAGGCAAUCACUUUUGAUAGUGGCUCCAAUACUACGUUCCCUAGCAAGCAAAACUCUAACUGACGUUAAUUUUUAAUAUGAUAGAAAGAUUGUAUUACAAGAAACUUGAGUGAAGCCAUAACAUUAUACCAAUAAUGGGUCCAAUUACUGAAGUCAGUGGGAGUUUGCCUGACUAAGGAGUGCAGGAUUUAUCAGUGUUUUGUUUUUGUUGACAUUUCUUGUAACAUGCAGACUUUAAUAUAAUAAAAAAGACACCAGAAUGUCUCUGGUACUACACAUUUGGAUCCAAUCCUGCUGUACCACUAAAGACCAAUCCUACCAUACCAGGAAUAUUACCCGAGGUUAGAGUGUGAGAUGAAGCUCUUUAAUUUGUGAUUCCGUCUCUAUGUAAAUAAACAUGCAAGUACAAAA